Marasmius oreades (fairy-ring Marasmius) is the source of this 593-nucleotide messenger RNA. RefSeq lists its product as uncharacterized. The coding region runs from base 3 to 584 and encodes 193 amino acids. The transcript is spliced from 6 exons. The record is from RefSeq and is a predicted model, not a curated record. NCBI's taxonomy places the organism in Eukaryota, Fungi, Basidiomycota, Agaricomycetes, Agaricales, Marasmiaceae.
UGAUGAAGAAGUACUUCACUAUCAGUGUCCUUGUUUCUCUUCUCUCCCUCACAGUGCGUCCAUGUGGCGCCGCGAGUAUUUCCAAUGGUCCAUCAGGUGAAGUUUGUCCGGGACAAGUUGUGAACAGCGAGAUGUUCAUCGGGGAACAUCGAGAUGUGAAGGUCGAGUUCGUUACUUGUCCCCAAACCAAACGAACCCUUGGUAACCGGGCUAUUGAACUGCGCCAAACUCCACCUACCAACGUUUGUGGUCAACAGUGUAACACCAAUUGCUUCACUCCCUCUGGCGGGGGGCCCGAUCCCAACGAAUGUCAUAUCAUCGCGGACGCGUUACGAUUUGAUAGCGAGAAUAUAGGAGCCAUCUUUCCUAUCGGAACAGGAACUAACAACACCAUUGUCAUGACCUUCAGGAGCUGCAAAACGUUCUUUGUUAACCAUGAUUUGGGAGACCUGGCUUAUUGCCGCACAGAUUGGGCCGAUGUUCUAGACUUCGUUGCGUUCAACUGCCAAGCCCCCCAGAACGCACAUGGCGGCAAUUGUGUCGCCGCCGAUCAGCGUUGGUUUAUCCAGGCACAACAUUCUUGAUUCCAACCG